Messenger RNA from Colletotrichum truncatum, 7050 nucleotides. RefSeq lists its product as uncharacterized. The record is from RefSeq and is a predicted model, not a curated record. Gene Ontology annotation, molecular function: nucleic acid binding. Lineage: Eukaryota; Fungi; Ascomycota; Sordariomycetes; Glomerellales; Glomerellaceae. Gene Ontology annotation, biological process: DNA integration.
AUGAGUUACGCAAAUAACCCGAGGUUAAACAACGGUCAUCGCGAGACAGCGAGACGUCUCCUACGAUAUUGGGAGACAUAUCCCGAUGAUCCCAAAACAACAAGAAUUUCAGACUCCUUCCGAGCAUAUACGAGUGUUAUAGCGUUCAUCGCGUGGAAUACGAAUAUCGGCCGAAUCGACGUCAGAUACGACGAUAGAACCUGGACUCAGGCAACGCAACUCGAAGACAGCUGGAGGAUAGAGAAUUACGACUAUAACGAGGCGGUAAAUAGCAUCGCCAGGGCGAUUAUCUACGCCCGAGAACUCCAGGACCUUCAAGGACAAUUCGGAGAACCAAGCUCGGAAGAGUCAGACAUCACGAAAAGCAAGCAACCCGUGAGAGACAACGAAACCACCGAACCAGCGCCAAUAACGCCGCCAACACAGCUUCAACAGCAAGAGCAACAACCUCCUGGGGCACCACUCAAGCACGGCCAAUACGAGGGGAAUCACGAGGACCCCCAAAAGCCACAGUCAGCGGUAUCGGAUACAACCGCAAGCCAACCUCAACAAACUUUUCAGCAAGCGGGACCGUCAAAUCAACAACAAUAUACGAAACCGCUGCAAGCCGAGGUUAUUCCUCCAAAAACGGAGGCACGAGUCAUGGGGACCCCAUCGGAGGAAACGCAAUUUAUACCGAGCCAGGGAUGGAAUCCUCAACAGCAAUAUAUGCCCCCCGGCACAGGAGGAUACCUUCCCCCUCAGGGGCAGAUGCCAUACCCAAUGGCAACGGGAUUUCCAUCCUUCCAGACUCCACCGCCCCCUCAAAUGCAGCAGCAGUUCGAGGCAAUGCUAAUAAACGCGUUCGGAAGGCUGUUGGGCACGGCAACGCCGGGAUCGGAACUACCGAACCCAGGGAGGAGAUUCGCAGCCAUAACGAACAUUCAGCAACGAUACGGAGUAUUCUGGCCCGACGCCGACAGCAAGUACGGCAGGGAGCCCAUAUUCCACGACCGAGAGACACCAUGCUACCGAGACGUAGACCUAUGGCUCUCGGCGAUCGAAGCCAAGAUCGUUGAUCCUCACGCUCGAGACGAGGUCUUCAGAGAAUGGCAGAGCCUACUUAGAGGCAAAGCACUCAGCUGGUGGGAAUAUCACCUCGGGCCCGUGGAAAGGAACCAGUACAAGGCCCAGGGAUGGUUCGGCCUGCAGAAGGGACUGAGAGCCCGCUUCGGGCCAACCCAGAUAGAAGCAAUCCAAUGGGUAGUAUCCAACAAGUUCACCGUAGAAAAGAUCGGUAGCAACAAGGAUAUCCGAUUAUUCGCCCAAGACUGCUUCAAAUAUGGCAGAGCAUGGUUGGGAUCGUCAACGCCCCAGCAGCAACUACUCACGAUAUUCUACAACGCUCUGGACCCAUCUCUGCAACGAUUUCUCCACGAACCAACGCUUAAUGAUACGGUUGAGAGCUAUCUCAGACUCGCCGAGGAAAAACGCGGAGUUAUUCGAAGAUACCUGCAGACCCCAAUCGAGGUUCUUCACACAACCGCCCCAGACAGUGAGGAUAACGCUCUAUGGGGAGAACCACGCCCAGCCUGGAACAACAGGAACCAAGAGAAACGCGAUUUUCCCCAGCUACAACGUGACCAGCCCCAAUGGCAACAAAAGAAAACGCAACCUAACUGGAAACAACAAAACUGGAAAGACCGCAAACCCUGGAACGCACAGCAGAAGUUCCCGAACUCAAGGCGAUUCGCCCGGUAUAACCGUCCGGGUCAACCGCCUAACGACGCUAAGUUCGUGUGGGAAGACGAAUCGGACGAGGACAUGAUCAAUCACCUCGUCGAUCACGGGUAUAUCCUCGAAGACGUCGUAGAAGUUCCAGCGGCACAACCACAAGAGGAAGAGGUAGCCCAUACAGGAUGGACUAGUGACGUUGCCUUCCGCGCCCACGAGGCGACCACUCCCAAGGCAGAGAUCCCUCCCCCAUCUCCUCAAAUACAAGAGGAAGUAACGGUAGUCACGACGGCGUGUCAAACAGAGCCCCAGACGGAGCUGCCUAGCGACUUCGCUGGAGUAGCCGUGAAAAACCACGAAAUCAGAGAGUUGCCGAAGUUAGCACCAGGCCAAAUCAUCGACGCUCAGACGAAACCGAAUAAGCGUGGCAUGCCCUCGAAAAGAACACACCUUCGACUCCACGUCAAAGCCGACGACAAUAGCGAACCAGACGAGGUGUGUAUCGACACAGGAGCCUCAACUAUACUAGUUGAAAAGUCCUGGGUCACACGAUUCGCCCGCAAAUCGUCUUUUCGAGCGAUCGAACCAAGGAAAAUGAACGCCGUAGAUUCCACCUUCCAGGUCACAGAAGAAGUGACAUUUGACUUCUACGUCCCUGGUAAAAUAGGCGAGACAGACGUGAACGCACACGUUAUUGUCACAGCAGGGGUUGUCAACAUGCUCGGAGCAAACCUAUUGCUCGGCACCCCCUUCUGUGAGGAACACGGUCUCGUCGUAGACUUCAACAAGUCUGUUGUUAAGUUUCGAUCCGUAUUUAAUAUGGAGGCGCCCGUUGAGUAUCGACGGCAGACGCCACCCGCCAGGCGCGUGGACAACGCCUACGCAGUAACAAUUCCACGGAAGAGUCAAGUCUUCGUCCCGGGACGAUACAGCCCUCUGCCAAGGGAUAGUAACGACGGGAGCGAGACCUGGCACUUCCACCCAACACAUGAGGCAGCGAUCUACAGUACGGUAGACCUCGCGACCCCAGCGCUAUUUCUCAUCCAUAACAAAGGAAAUUCAGAAAUGCGAAUCCCCAAAGGCCGCCGUAUCGGUCACCUCACGAAACAACCACCAGGGGACACGAGUAUCCUGCUCAGCGACCUCGAAGCUGAAAAUGAGCAGGACAACGCAAUAUUCAACAUAACUAACGAGGAAAGCACCCCAGAAGGAAGUACCAAACCAUGGAUAGACGAGAUACCAGACUACGGAAUCUCUAAACCAGACGACGUGCCAAUGAUUCUCAGCAAGCACGGCGUCGAGAUACGUGACUUCGACAAGGAAUUCGCGCAACAACUGCGGAAAAUCCUCGACAGGUACGAUAUUUAUCACAACAAGGGUAUCAUACCACUCCCCGACGAGGAACGUAUGCGAAUCGACCUCGUCGACGGAUGGCAGAACCAAAAAACCAACAUAAAGGUUUAUCCACUCGGUCUCGAAGACCUCGCGGUUUUAGACGAAACCUACGGCCAACUUCACACCGAGGGAAAGAUGGAUUGGGCUGACGGCAAGCCAAUCCCGAUUGCCUGUCCUCUUUUCAUCGUAUGGCGACAAACGGAGACCGCGAGAAAACCCAGAGUGGUCGCGGACUUACGCCCACUCAACCGUCUAGCGGUCCCAGACGUUUACCCCUUGCCAGACCAAGACGACAUCAUGAACGCGAUUCGUGGCAAGAAAAGAAUUACCCUCUUCGACGCCACCGGGUUCUUUCACCAGUUGCCUAUCCACUCGAAGCACCGUAACAGGAUGGCAGUGAUAAGUCCCCGUGGUAUCGAGAUCUCGAACGUAGUGCUUAUGGGAUUCAAGAACUCGCCGGCUUACGCCCAACGAUUCAUGGAUCGCAUCUUCCAGGACCAUAAACACUUCGUUCGCGCGUACAUCGACGAUAUCGUGAUCUUCAGCGAUACCGACGAAAACCACCUUAAGCAUGUUGAAACAGUCCUCAACAUAAUCAACAACAACAGGCUCAACAUAGCAGCGAAAAAGUCAUUCGCUGGUUUUCCUUCCGUGAAACUUCUCGGCCAUAUCGUGGACGGACAAGGGAUACGCAGAACGGACGAUCGAAUCGCUGCAUUUAAGAAUCUCAGGUUCCCAAAAAACCUUAGCGAUCUCGAGAAAUACCUCGGAAUGGCAGGAUGGCUUCGAAAAGACAUUCCAUGGUACGACGUGAUCGCAGCCCCCCUUAACGAAAGGAAAACCGAGCUAGCCGCGAUCCUACGCAAGGAGGACCAGUUGCCAACAGGCCUCAAUAGGGCUGUAAGAACUAAACGGUUCCAACGUACGACUUUCGAGCCAACGCUAGAAGAAACGGAAGCAUGGGAAACGUUACAAAAGAAUCUCUGCGACCAGGUCGUGAGAUACCACCAUAACCCAGAAAAACCCUUAUUCUUUAAGAUCGACGCUUGCAAGGGAGGAUUCGGGCUUAUGGUGUUCCAGAUGGAUAUCACCUGGGACGGCGUAGGAAUUCCCGGAAAAGACAUCCCACAAAAGCAUAUCCAACCAGUGCUGUUUCUCUCAAAAGUAACAUCCCCAACAGAGAAGCGAUACUUCGCGACCGAGGCGGAGGUAGCAGCAGUGGUGUGGGCAGUGAGGAAACUUAGGAAACUGGUGCAAUCAAAUAGGAACCCAGUACAGAUCCUUACGGACCACGCAGCCACAAAGGGAAUUCUCACCCACACGUCGUUGAGAACGAUGGACCUUAAUAAGGCAAACCUUCGGUUGGCCAGCGCCGCCAACUACCUCUCUCAAUUCAACCUCAACGUCACCCACGUCCCAGGGAAACUCAACGUUGUACCCGACGCUCUCUCGCGUCUACCGUUGCUGGUGGCAACAGGUAGAGCAGACCCGUUCGAAGAAAGCGACGUACUCGCAGAUAUCCACGACGAUGAGAAUAUCGCAGCUUUCAACUCAGAGGACGACGAACGGUUGGGAGAACCAGGAGGGUUCACGAUUGGGAUAGGCGAAGACUUCGCCAAAACCAUCGUUGAAAAUUACGAAGCCGACCCAAAGUACGGAAAACUGAUCCAGCAACUCAAGAGACAACAAGAGAGUGGCGAUGAGUGGUGGUCACCUAAGGAGGCAGACGACGAGGAAAAUCGCGCUCGGAACGAGAGGCGCACGCCGAUUCGUCGUCGAAUCUCCCCGUGGCAACUAUCAGAGACAGGCUUCCUAUUCCACCGUGCGUAUGAUGGGACAAAAAGGCUGUGUAUCCCACGCAAAGCCGUCGUAGAAGUUCUCAGCCUUGCCCACGAUCAAAAGCACCAUUUCGGCGUAGACCGCAUGCUAGCAGAGCUAGCCAGCUUCCAGAUACGAAACAAGCGAUCGGUAGUAAAGCGAUAUAUCGCCUACUGCCCGAGAUGUAAGGAAAACCAAGUCGACCGGCAGAGACCGCCAGGCAGCCUGCAGCCGAUUCCAGUCGUGGGAAUCCCCUUCGAUACCGUAACAAUCGACUUCGUUACCGAUUUACCAAAAGUAAAAGCACGAGGGAGUCCGUGGGCAUUACCCGGAUUCGAGUGGUUUGAUACGCUCGCGCCCACAACGGACAAAUUCUCGAAGAAGGUCAUACUUCUACCAGGCCAUACCACGUACGGGGCCAAGGAGUGGGCAAUAGUCCUUAUUAGGGCCUUCCAACUGGCUGACUGGGGACUUCCACGUCGUAUCAUCAGCGACAGAGACCCCAAGUUCAUCUCAGCCGUCUGGACCGCGAUAUUCCGCACUCUCGGAGUGAAACUGCUCUUGUCGACAGCCUACCACCCACAGACUGACGGCCAGAGCGAGAGAACAAACCAAACAGCGGAAAUUGCAAUCCGAUUCCAACUUUCAGAGUACCCGGAAACCCCAUGGCCAGAGGUUCUCCCAGCGCUGCAACACAACCUCAACAACUCGUACACCGCAACGAUCGGGAGAUCUCCCAAUGAGGUCGUAUACGGAUUCAAGCCUCGAAGCACUCUCGACGUCAUCGCGGAAAAAGACGCUCCAACCGAGUCUAUCGACGUCAUAAGAAAGAUAUACCAGGACGAGGCAGCGGCUUUGAUCGAUAUAGCGAACUCGCUGAGAAAGGAACGCUAUGACAAAAAGCACUCAGACGUCAGAUUCUCCGUUGGCGACGAGGUUUGGAUAAGACUAGGGAAGGGCUUCCACUUACCUGGCCAACGCCAUAACAAGUGGACGUCACGACGUAUGGGCCCCUUUCGAAUCGUUCGAAUUGUGAGCCCAACAGCUUACGAAGUCGACCUCCCGGCCCAUUGGCGAAUUUUUCCAAUCCUAUCGGUAGCGCAGCUAUACAAGCCAGCCCAGGGAGACGACCCAUUCAACCGUGAACAACAGCCGCCCCAACCUAUCGAGGUUGACGGCAGCGAAGAAUGGGAAAUCGACCACAUUGUGAGCCGCAGAAUCAACCGGAGAAAACGCGAGCCAAGGAUCGAAUAUCUCGUUCGCUGGAAGGGAUUUACCGCAAGGUUCGACACCUGGGAGCUUCGCGAAUCGCUUGAGACCAACGCAGCAGAGCUCGUCAACGAGUAUGAGGCGAGAUAUCCCGUCGACGCGGAGAUUCGACAUCAAGAACGCGAAGAUGUCUUCCCAACGCACUCGCCAAGACACCGACGAGAUCGCCGAAACCCCCACCGGCUCCGUCGCAGCCCCGGAAGCGACGUAGGCAACAACGAGACCCAGACCGACGACGAGAACCUCGGAGACAACUUCGGCCUGGCCGACGAGGAACUUCACGUCGUCAGCGAGAGCGCCGCCGAGGAAAUCACCGUGGCCGCCACUGAACACACUGGUGACCAGCAGGACACCACCAUGUUCGACGCCGACGAGGCUAACAAGGCCCACGAAGCCCACGCCGAACCUACCGAGACGGUCGAGGAAGACCAGCCUAAGAGGACCAGCAAGGGCAAGGCCAAGACCAGGGCCAAGAAGAGCAACCCCGAGCCAGUUGACGAAUCCAGCGAGGAGGAGGAGUCCGACGCCUCAGCCGUCGAGGCCACUCCCGCCCCCAAGGCUAAGAAGGCCAAGGCUGGCAAGAAGUCCGGCACCCUAAAGAAGAAGAAGCGUGCCGCUACCAAGGUCGAUAGCACCCAGGUCCGAGACGCUAAAAAGCGCGCCCAGGACGCGUUCGCCUUCUACCCGGACGAUAUGUUGCUCGAGGAGAUCGAGGCUUGUCUUGACAACUUCACCGGCCCAGCCACCCCCUCCUCCAACCUGUUCAUUCGUCGCGUUCAGGACGCUUGCAAACGCGCCUACACCGCGUACAACAACAACGCCUCGUACACGGAACACUUGCCGUCCCGCGCCUAG